This is a messenger RNA of Haliotis rubra (blacklip abalone), 1386 nucleotides long. RefSeq names its product organic cation transporter-like protein. Lineage: Eukaryota; Metazoa; Mollusca; Gastropoda; Lepetellida; Haliotidae. The transcript has 16 exons. Bases 1 to 1386 code for a protein of 461 amino acids. The record is from RefSeq and is a predicted model, not a curated record.
AUGUUUCUGCUAUCAGGGCAGGUGGACACAGUUGGGACAGUGCAGGUGGACACAGGGCAGGUGGACACAGGGCAGGUGGACACAGGGCAGGUGGACACAGUUGAGUCAGGGCAGGUGGACACAGCUGGGUCAGGGCAGGUGGACACAGGGCAGGUGGACACAGUUGAGGCGGUUGCAUGUGUGUCUGAGGUAAUAAAAGAUUCUCUGGAGACUACAAAACUAGCAAACUACAAACCUGUGCAAAGAGGCAACACAAGCGCAAAGAAGACCUUUCCAAAGAUCAACAUUAUGAUGGAACUUGAAAGUGAGAAACAAUGCAAAAUUCCAUUUCUUGAAAAUGACACCUAUGCAGUUCAAGAUGAUUAUCCCGAGCAGCUCAUUGAAAUGUUUAUCCUCAAAGUCGGAGACUCCUAUUCCACGUGCACUCUGAACGACGUCCACAACAACAGUUCUCGUGCUGAUACUAACAACACCCAACUCACCUGUGAUGCCUGGGUGUACGACAAAUCAGUCAUACAAUCCUCAGGUCCUACAGAUUUCAACAUGGUCUGCGACAAUGAGAUACUACGUUCCCACAGCAACAUGAUCGACUUUGCAGGGGGCUCUGUUCGGAGCGCUUCAAUGGAAUUCGUUGGACCAUCUAAAAGGACAUUUACCGGUAUGGUGAUCGAAUACUUCUGGACGGCUGGGUUGUUGCUACUUACUGGGCUGGCAUAUCUAGUUCGGAAGUGGCGACAUCUUCGAUUGGCGUUGGGCAUACCUCCAAUCCUGUUUGUGGUGUAUUGGAGGUUUGCCACCAACUUAAUCUUCUACGGCCUAAGCCUGAAUGUGGGCAACCUGAGCGGUGAUAUCUAUCUCAACUUCUUCAUAUCCUGCCUGAUGGAACUACUUGGAAUUAUAUUGUGCCAUGUUCUAAUGAAUAAAGUUGGGAGGAAGACAGUGCUCUGUUCCUCCAUGGUCCUCGGGGGCUUAACGUGCAUAUCUUCUUUGUUCCCGCUGAUUUAUGGCAACUCUUCUACAGGAUGGACACUGAUAGCAAUCACCAUGGCUGGUAAACUAGGUGCUACUGUUGCAUUCUCAGUCAUCUACAUCUUCUCUGCGGAGUUGUUUCCCACGACUUUGCGACAGUCCGCUAUGGGGUCCUGCUGCUUGUUUGAAGGCGUGGCUGGCAUGGUUGCACCAUAUAUUGCUGACCUGGGCAUCCUCGCCAAAGGACCGCUACAAGACGUUCUGCCACUUUUAGUGUUUGGCUCCCUCUCAAUAGCGGCCGGAAUGAUGGCCAUCAUGUUACCGGAAACACGUGACAAAAAGCUACCGGAAACAAUAGAUGAGGCUAUCUUGUUUGGAAAACCUACUCCACGUCCAGAUCAAUACUCUUUGGUGUAG